Carassius auratus (goldfish) is the source of this 2288-nucleotide messenger RNA. RefSeq names its product TOM1-like protein 2. NCBI's taxonomy places the organism in Eukaryota, Metazoa, Chordata, Actinopteri, Cypriniformes, Cyprinidae. The record is from RefSeq and is a predicted model, not a curated record. Gene Ontology annotation, biological process: signal transduction. The transcript is spliced from 16 exons. Gene Ontology annotation, cellular component: endosome; membrane. Bases 36 to 1694 code for a protein of 552 amino acids. Gene Ontology annotation, molecular function: ubiquitin binding; clathrin binding; phosphatidylinositol binding.
GCUCUCUCUGUCGGCGGAUUGUUGUUGUCAUCAAGAUGGAGUUCUUGCUGGGAAAUCCGUACAGCACUCCCGUUGGCCAGUGCAUUGAAAAAGCCACGGAUGGCUCCCUGCAGAAUGAAGACUGGACACUCAACUUGGAGAUCUGUGACAUCAUUAAUGAGACCGAGGAAGGGCCUAAAGAUGCCAUGCGUGCGGUGAAAAAGAGACUCAACGGCAACAGGAACUUCCGUGAAGUGAUGCUGGCUCUAACCGUGCUGGAGACUUGCGUGAAAAACUGUGGCCACCGUUUUCACGUCCACGUCGCCAAUAGAGAUUUCAUCGAAGGUGUCUUGGUGAAGAUCAUCACUCCGAAGACCAACCCUCCUGCUAUAGUACAGGAGAAAGUGCUGUCACUGAUUCAGGCUUGGGCAGAUGCAUUCAGGAGCAGCCCAGACCUCACCGGAGUCGUGCACAUUUACGAGGAGCUGAAGAGGAAAGGAGUUGAGUUCCCCAUGGCAGACCUGGAUGCUUUGUCACCCAUCCACACACCACAGCGGGGAGUCCCAGAGGUAGAUCCAGGCACACACAAGUACAGCGCGCCUGCUCAGCCCAAUACAGCAUCCCAAAUGGGUCCUAGACCUGCAGCUGCUGCAACAGCUGACUUAUACCCCGCCCAGAUCCCACCUGUAUCGGGACCCAUCACAGCAAACCCAGAGCAGAUCGCAAGGCUGAGAAGUGAGCUGGACAUUGUGCGUGGGAAUGUUAAAGUGAUGUCGGAGAUGCUGACCGAGAUGGUGCCGGGCCAAGAAGACACCUCCGAUCUUGAGCUACUCCAGGAGCUGAACAGGACGUGUCGAGCCAUGCAGCAUAGGGUAGUGGAGCUCAUCUCUCGCGUGUCUAACGAAGAGGUCACCGAAGAGCUGCUACAUGUCAACGAUGAUUUAAACAACAUCUUCCUGCGCUACGAGAGGUAUGAGAGAUACAGAGUAGGCAGAGCAGCACAAAACAACGGGGUCCUGAAUGAGGCUUCAGAAGGGGAUAAUCUCAUAGAUUUGGACCCUGCUUCUCCAGCUGUGGUCACUCCUCGGGUCAGCACAACACCCACUCGUACACCCACAUCCACCCUGCAGCCUCCUUCUGCUCCUCCUUCUGCUCCUCCAGCUGCUGCUGCAUCUCUCUCCACACAGCUGGCAGGACUUGAAGUGGGUGCAGACAGCGUCAGCAGCACUCUCAGCUCUCUGAGCGCUCACAACCCUCAGGACGACUUUGACAUGUUCGCCCACACCAGGUCCAGCUCUCUAGCUGACCAGCGCAAAAACGUUAAAUACGAGGAACCUCAGGCUCUGGUGAGCCUGGCGUCUGCUUUGGAUAUCAGACAGCAAAAUGCCACUGGGCCGAAUGUAAAAGGUCCUAACGCUGAGUUGGAGCCCAUAGACAGCUGGCUCAUUACCCAAGGAAUGAUCCCCGUAUCGCAGUCCUCUGUCAUGGAUGACAUUGAGGAGUGGCUCUGUGCUGAUGUGAAGGGUGAAGAGGCCGAGGAAGGAGUCACGAGUGAAGACUUCGACAAGUUCUUAGAGGAGCGGGCCAAAGUCGCAGACCAGGGUCCACCGCUGGCCGCUGCCGCCGCCACCGGAGAACCCAGACCUCUAGUGAGCGCGUCUAGCAGCAACCGCAGGAGGACACAGCAGACGGAGGACAAUCUCUUUGCCUUGUAGAACUGUGACGGGACAGAUGCUCUCCCUGGUGACCACAACCACAUUCCCUCCAGCACUCCACCUGUUCCUUUACAAACCCACUGAUGUUAUACGGCAGCAAGACCCCUGACUAAAACCACCCCAAUCCCCCCCACCCCGCCUGAUAGAGCACUGUGAGAAUCCAGCUUCAUAGCCGCAGACUUUGAGCUGAACGACGCCGGCAAGCGAUGGCUUAAGCAAACAUGUAGCCAAAAUGAUUCUCUUUAGAGAGCUCGCUUCUUUCAUUCAUGUCAAAUAAUAGUCGAAUAGAGCUGAUUGGUUUGGUCUUUAUCAUCCAUUAAUGAACUAACGCUCUUAAAGUUUGUCAUUCCAUGAGGUGAGAUAUUCAUGUGGGUCAGUUCUUCUCAGUCAGCUGUGGAUUGUGAUUCAAACUGUUUCUGUGGUAAAUAGAGCAAGAAAAUAUUAGAUCUAAAUCAGGCGUAUGAGCGCAUAGACAGUGGGUCGUCAUGUUUAUGAGGCUCUGGUGAAGAAAAGUGGCUAUAUUCUUGUAAUCAUCACGUGCGGAUUACCAAAGACAGAAGAAGAAACGUGUUUUCCAUCGAUAAAGGUUUUUGU